AGUCUGGCUUGAGUUCUUGCCGCGAACGGUCCUAUAUUCUCCGAUACCUGACACUGGCCAAUAGAUAUUCCUCCGCGAUCUCUAUAUAUUUAUCAUCAGGUGGAACGCUAGGCUAUCGAAGCAGCAGCAGCAGCAACGCAACGAGCAAAAGGCUUUGGAAUCAGGCGACAUGAGCAGGACACUGGAGAUCACCAGCAUUAAGCUGGACAAGACUAUGGACAAGAAUCUGGAGAAGCAGCAGGAGGCUGCCACCGGCGAUGAGGAGAACGGCGGCGGUGCGGUGAAGCGGCGCGGUCACGAGACCAGCGCUUUGGAGGCGGCCACCCAUCUGUUCAAGGGCAGCGUCGGUGCUGGGCUUUUCGCCAUGGGAGAUUGCUUUAAGAACGGUGGCUUGGCUGGUGCCACCAUCCUGCUGCCCAUCAUAGCCGUGAUGUGCGUCCACUGCGAACGGAUGCUUAUACGCGGCUCCGUGCUGGCCGUGGAGCGAACGCCGGGCGUGGAUUUCCUGGAUUAUCCGGAGACUGUGGAGAAGUGUUUUGAGUAUGGGCCAAGGCCACUUCGCCGGAUGUCGCGCUUCAUGAAGCUAGUGGUGGAGAUGUUCCUCUGCGUCACCCAGUUUGGAUUCUGCGCCAUCUACUUUGUGUUUAUCACGGAGAACCUGCAUCAGGUUCUCCAGCAGAAUGGCAUUGACAUUAGCAUGAGCAUGGUUAUGCUGAUCACCCUGCUCCCUGCGAUGAUACCCUCGCUGAUGACCAACCUCAAGUACAUUUCGCCAGUGUCCGCCUUUGCCAAUGUGGCCCUCCUCUUUGGCCUGAUCUCUACUUUAACGAUUGCCUUCUCGGAUGGCCCCAUGCCCUCCAUCGCCGAGAGGCAUCUCUUUACCAGCGCCUCCCAGCUGUCGCUCUUCUUUGGCACCGCUCUGUUCUCGUACGAGGGCAUUGCCCUAAUCCUGCCGCUGCGGAACUCAAUGCGCAAGCCGGAGAACUUUAGCAGCCGGUUUGGUGUCCUCAACUCCACCAUGUUCUUCACCACGGCCCUGUUCAUCUUCACGGGAUUCGUGAGCUAUGUGCGAUGGGGCGAGGAUGUGGCCGGAAGCAUAACGUUGAAUCUGGUGGUGGAGGAAGUUUUCUCGCAGGUGGUGAAAAUUGUAGCUGCUCUGGGCGUCUUCUUGGGCUAUCCCAUUCAGUUCUUUGUGAUGAUGAAGAUCCUUUGGCCGCCACUGAAGCGGUCCAACAAUUGUGCCCAGAAAUAUCCCAUAACCAUGCAGGUGUGCCUGCGAUUUGUAAUGGUGAUGAUGACAUUUGGCGUGGCGCUGGUCGUUCCCAAGCUAAAUCUGUUCAUCUCGCUUAUUGGGGCCCUGUGCUCCACCUGCCUGGCCUUUGUGAUCCCGGUGCUGAUCGACUUCGUGAUCCGGGCCCAGGUGCCCAAGGGACUGGGCGUGUUCGCGUACAUCAAGAACAUCCUCAUCCUGACGGUGGCCGUGCUGGGAAUUGUGACCGGCACGUACCAGUCGAUCGUGGAGAUCGUCAAGGAGUUCAAAUAGGCUUAGGAUAUGGCGGGUAUCUCUCUCAUUGUUUCGUCUGUAAAUAAUGCUGUUUUUGUCACCGAAUACUUACUGUAUGUGAAGGCGUUGCCACGCUCUACUGUUAGUUUUUAAGUCUAGUUUGUACUUUAUAUUGUGUAUUUUUCCAUUCCUAUUUUUUUUUUUGCAUUUUUUUUUUUCAGUUUGUUGUUGCUAGUUUUUAAGCUGUGCAUUUGUUUGUGUAUUGAAAAUUGUGAAAAAAGAGAAUAAGUAAGAUUCUGCAAACGAAAACAAAAAAACAAUUUUAAUAAAUGAUUACAAAACUGGGCAUUAAUAGAAUAAUUUGUGUAAUAUUUAAAAGUAAAUUAUAUAUUGUUUAAUUGUUAUAACAAAUAGCUGUAAUUAAACCCACAAAGCUUGCUAUUAAUUAAGUUUUUAAACUCACAAAUUCAAUGAAAAGAAAAUAUUUUUUAACAUUCACACAUACUCUACAUUCUUGCUUUUAUUUUAGUUUAGUUUUUAGUUUAUUAAAUUUUACAUUAAAUUUAAAAACAACAAAAUGUCUAAGCUAAAAAGAAUGUGCUUCAAGGAAGAAUGCCUGGCUUAUGAGUAUUAUAAUAAAAAAUAAAAUUUUAACCAAGAAA
Molecule: messenger RNA, 2166 nt
Organism: Drosophila kikkawai
Lineage: Eukaryota; Metazoa; Arthropoda; Insecta; Diptera; Drosophilidae
Product: proton-coupled amino acid transporter-like protein CG1139
Biological process (GO): amino acid transmembrane transport
Molecular function (GO): L-amino acid transmembrane transporter activity
Source: RefSeq, a predicted model, not a curated record